Piliocolobus tephrosceles (Ugandan red Colobus) is the source of this 1279-nucleotide messenger RNA. It is a transcript of the gene PARD6A, whose product is annotated as par-6 family cell polarity regulator alpha. Lineage: Eukaryota; Metazoa; Chordata; Mammalia; Primates; Cercopithecidae. Bases 115 to 1152 code for a protein of 345 amino acids. The record is from RefSeq and is a predicted model, not a curated record. The transcript has 3 exons. Gene Ontology annotation, molecular function: protein binding. Gene Ontology annotation, biological process: establishment or maintenance of cell polarity; regulation of cellular localization; centrosome cycle. Gene Ontology annotation, cellular component: apical plasma membrane; nucleus; cell cortex.
GGCGGGGCGUGUGCUACCGCCAGGGGCGGGGCGGCGCGGGCGGGCCGGCCGGGCUGUGCACCUGCGCCUCGGCGGGCCGCCUGGGGCACCGUCCCCGGCCCGCCCGGCCCCGCCAUGGCCCGGCCGCAGAGGACUCCGGCGCGCAGUCCCGAUAGCAUCGUCGAGGUGAAGAGCAAAUUUGACGCCGAGUUCCGACGCUUCGCGCUGCCCCGCGCUUCGGUGAGCGGCUUCCAGGAGUUCUCGCGGUUGCUGCGGGCGGUGCACCAGAUCCCGGGCCUGGACGUGCUACUUGGCUAUACGGAUGCUCACGGCGACCUGCUGCCCCUCACCAACGACGACAGUCUGCACCGGGCCCUGGCCAGCGGGCCCCCACCACUGCGCCUAUUGGUGCAGAAGCGGGCAGAAGCUGACUCCAGCGGCCUGGCUUUUGCCUCCAACUCUCUGCAGCGGCGCAAGAAAGGGCUCCUGCUGCGGCCAGUGGCACCCCUGCGCACCCGUCCACCUCUGCUAAUCAGCCUGCCCCAAGAUUUCCGCCAGGUUUCGUCAGUCAUAGAUGUGGACCUACUGCCUGAGACCCACCGACGGGUGCGGCUGCACAAGCAUGGUUCAGACCGCCCCCUGGGCUUCUACAUCCGAGAUGGCAUGAGUGUGCGUGUAGCUCCCCAGGGCCUGGAGCGGGUUCCAGGAAUCUUCAUCUCCCGCCUGGUACGUGGGGGCCUGGCUGAGAGUACAGGGCUGCUGGCGGUCAGUGAUGAGAUCCUUGAGGUCAAUGGCAUUGAAGUAGCCGGGAAGACCUUGGACCAAGUGACGGACAUGAUGGUCGCCAACAGCCAUAACCUCAUUGUCACUGUCAAGCCGGCCAACCAGCGCAAUAACGUGGUGCGAGGGGCAUCUGGGCGUUUGACAGGUCCUCCCUCUGCAGGGCCUGGGCCUGCUGAGCCUGAUAGUGAUGAUGACAGCAGUGACCUGGUCAUUGAGAACCGCCAGCCUCCCAGUUCCAAUGGGCUGUCUCAGGGGCCCCCGUGCUGGGACCUGCACUCUGGCUGCCGACGUCCUGGUACCCGCAGCUCUCUGCCCUCCCUGGAUGACCAGGAGCAGGCCAGUUCUGGUUGGGGGAGUCGCAUGCAAGAUGGUAGUGGCUUCAGCCUCUGACAGGCAGGAUGCAGCCCCAUGCCACUCCAAACUGCUGGGACAUGGCAGGGACUUCACAGUGGGGGUUUUUAGCUGGAUCCCAGGGCUCCCUCAGCCUGGGGAACAUUAAAGGUUUUCUACAAAUACA